Messenger RNA from Zophobas morio, 946 nucleotides. RefSeq names its product brachyurin-like. The transcript is spliced from 3 exons. Gene Ontology annotation, molecular function: serine-type endopeptidase activity. Gene Ontology annotation, biological process: proteolysis. NCBI's taxonomy places the organism in Eukaryota, Metazoa, Arthropoda, Insecta, Coleoptera, Tenebrionidae. The record is from RefSeq and is a predicted model, not a curated record. The coding region runs from base 58 to 897 and encodes 279 amino acids.
GAUAACACAACUCGUAUAAAUUGCAACACACACAGAUUGUAUUAUUUUGUUGUCAAAAUGAAACUCGUUGUAAUUUUAACCACAGUGGUCUUGGUUUCGGCCGUUCCAAAGCCCUCUAGACUAGGCUUCCGCAACAUAUACAAAAACCCUAUUAAAACUCUUCACCCAGAUGUUAAAACUCCGAGAAUAAUUGGUGGACAUGAGGUAACCCCUCACUCUAUUCCUUACUCAGCUUUCUUAGAACUUUACUCCGGUAAUGAUGGUUGGUACUGCGGUGGUUCCCUCAUUUCUGAAAACUAUGUGGUAACUUCCGCGCAUUGCACCUACAGUACGCAGAGUCCUGUUGAAGCAACUAUCAUUUUGGGGGCACAUCGACCUUUUGAUCUCGAAGAUUCUCAAGUUGAACUAGUCAGUACUGAAAUCACCAUUCACGAAAACUACGACAAUGAAGAAAUCGUCAAUGAUAUAGCGGUGAUCAAGCUUCCAACUCCUGUUGAAUUCAACAAUUACAUUGACCCUAUUGCUUUGCCAAGUUUCAGCGACGCGGAUAACGACUAUGAGAAUGCUCUGGUUACUGCGAGCGGCUGGGGAUUGACUGAUGGUCAUGGUACUACCGUUUCAGAAGUUUUAAAUUUUGUUCAACUAACGGUUAUAUCUAACUUGGAUUGUCAAACUUAUUUUGGUACUUUAGAGUCAUCCAUUUUGUGUACUUCUGGUUUGCAGAAUAGCGGAGUUUGUAAUGGCGAUGGUGGAGGUCCUCUGGUUACCGAUCAGGUACUAAUUGGAAUUGUUUCGUUCACGGUACCAUACUGUCUUGAUGGAUAUCCUUCAGCGUUUACUAGAGUUACGAGCUUUCUUGAUUGGUUAGGAGAAAACACUGAUGUUAUAAUUGAAUAAGUUUGUUUGUAUUUGACAAAAAAUAAAAUUUUGAAGACAAAAAACAUGA